Messenger RNA from Patiria miniata (bat star), 2026 nucleotides. RefSeq lists its product as uncharacterized. The transcript has a single exon. Bases 114 to 1745 code for a protein of 543 amino acids. The record is from RefSeq and is a predicted model, not a curated record. Gene Ontology annotation, molecular function: serine-type endopeptidase activity. NCBI's taxonomy places the organism in Eukaryota, Metazoa, Echinodermata, Asteroidea, Valvatida, Asterinidae. Gene Ontology annotation, biological process: proteolysis.
AAUUGGUAGGCCUAUACUCGGAAAUACUGCACACUGUGCAGUUGUAUGCAUACGUGUUAUUAGGCGAGUUUACAUUGCUGUGUAUUAAUGCCAAAUUGCUUGUCUGCAUCACAAUGUCUCACUGGAAAAUCGAAGUUCUCUUCUCGACCACAGUUUGUCUUCUUCUCGUAGUGCGGUUUGCAGAGGCAGCGCCCAACACGAAGGAUUUGGGCGAGAACAGACCCAAGACCAAAGGAAGAUUUUCAUAUGUCUUACAUUCCAAAAUGCAAGAAUUUAUCGAGACCUUUCCAUCAUUCAGUUUGGAUGACAGCGGUAAUGGCUCGCUGAAGAAACGGGUGCCGACACAUGCCGAUAGAUAUUUACGCACUGGUGACGUUUCAUCAUUGGAACGUAGAUUAGACAAUACUCGGAGAACAGUGCGAAGCGCAGACAAGCUGAACAAAGACGCACGGAGUCGGAGAAGAAAACGCGAGAAGAGGAAACAGAAGCGAUCCAGUGCAGGUGGCGAGUCCCGCCGAGGUUCUGACGGGUUGCAUCCGAGGCGUGGAGGGGUUGAGUCACAGUCUGAGGCCGUACAACUCGUUUCUGCUAUCGCACACAACAUGCAGCGGGCUCUUAGCAACAUCCUGGCUGCAUCAACGACUCAAGCGCGCAGAGAGACGCGACAGUUGGCCCCGCAAGUGCUUGGGGAGUUACAGGUUCAGUUGCCGACGAGGACAACGCGAAGGACCGUAAGAUUCUCUGCUGAUGAUACACAGAUCGCGCCAGCUGAAGUGCGAACUCCUACUGACAAACCGCAACACGAAAUUCAAACGACAACUGGUGACAUCACUUCGGACUUCAACAGGGAUGGAAAUAAUAAGAGGGGCGAUGACGGUCAGCCAGUGAACAGUUCCAGUGUUCAACUUUCAGAGCAAACUGACCAACUGCGUGUUAUCAACCACAUAACCCGUCGCAAAGCCCCUUAUAAAAACGUGGUUCGGUUGUCAUUGGGCUGCACAGGUACCCUGAUCAGUCCAGUACACGUGCUAACAGCGGCUCACUGCCUACACAACGGGGUGACUUUCCGGCGCCACGCCCACAGAUCGUAUGUGGAAGUCCCUGCCUGGUACGGAUUUAUCUCACAUCGGAUCAGCAUGAUCCACGUUCCGUUAGGCUGGAUCAAGUCGGAUAGAACGCGCCGUGUCAACGGCGAUGCCUUGCGAGCCGUGCACGAUUACGCAAUCGUCACGUUGCUCACCCAAACGGCGGGAAACCGACACUUCCCGCGCUUUGGCGUCCCCGGCAACAGCGUCAUCUCCAACCCCAAAUUCGCCGGUUUCCCGUCCGACAAGCAGAACCAGAUGUGGGAGACCAGCUGCCCAUUGGACAGAAGUUCUGACGUGGUGCUGGGAGGUAAUCUCCUAUUGGCUGACUGUCGCGCUUCCCCUGGAAGUUCAGGCUCGGCAGUUUUUGUGACGACUGUAGAUAACGAGAACCUCAACGAUCGUCGUAUUGCAGGACUAGUCUCCAGCUCUGUGCUGGUAAACAGGCAAGGCCAACCCACGACCAAAACUCGUGUCACGGUCAUUAACAUUAUAACCAAGCGAAAGGGUAAAACAAUAUGUGCAAUGAUGAGCCGAGAGGACCCGAUUGGGGAGACGAGGUACACGACAAUGGAGUCUUGUACCAACAUGAACGACGGUGUCAGAAAUGAAAGGAACUCGUUUCAAACUAUAUUUGUCAAUAGACUUUACAACCACUGAGUAAUCUGUACAUAAAUCUAUAUCGUGCCAGCAAUGCAUCGAACUAUUCACGCAAUCGUCCCUAAACCGACCAAUUGUUCCCCCAGUUCAUUGGACCGUUAAUAAGCUAUUCCGGUCAUUUGUAAACUUGCGCUUGUAUUCAUUCCAUUUCAUUGGAACCGUUUUAAUGCAACCUCGAAGAUGCACAUUUGGGUCCCAUUUAACCCUAAUUUCAAUUUUCAUUUGCCAUCAUUAAGGGCAUUUUGGUGCUUUUUUGGUUUAUAUGCUAAUGCAAAUGUCCA